Molecule: messenger RNA, 3667 nt
Organism: Pelobates fuscus (common spadefoot toad)
Lineage: Eukaryota; Metazoa; Chordata; Amphibia; Anura; Pelobatidae
Gene: AGBL5
Product: AGBL carboxypeptidase 5
Exons: 17
Coding region: 124-3063 (979 amino acids)
Biological process (GO): proteolysis; protein deglutamylation
Molecular function (GO): metallocarboxypeptidase activity; zinc ion binding
Source: RefSeq, a predicted model, not a curated record
CUGGGCGGGGCGGAGCUUGUUGCUGUUUGGGUUACUGCGCUCAGCUGUGAGGGGCAAUACAGGGAGACUGGGCUCCGAUCUGUGGUAUCUCAAGAUGAAAGCAAUCCCCAUGAAUGAUAAGUGAUGGAAGUCAGAUGUGGGGGGUUGAUCUUCAGCUCCAAGUUUGAUUCUGGGAACUUGGACCGGGUGGAGAAGACUGAGAGACCAGAAGGAGAUGGAGAUACUACCAAUGGCAGUGCUUGGGCCAAUCCAGGACUCGGGGGCGCCCUGACUGCUGUCGAUUAUGAGUUUAAUGUGUGGACCAAACCCGACUGCGCAAACUCGGAAUAUGAAAAUGGCAACAGAUCCUGGUUUUACUUCAGUGUGCGCGGAGGUGUCCCUGGGAAACUUAUUAAAAUUAACAUCAUGAACCUGAACAAACAGAGUAAACUUUACUCCCAGGGUAUGGCUCCAUUAGUCCGCACCGUCCCCAUCAGGUCUCGCUGGGAGCGUGUCCGUGAGCGACCUACAUUUCAGAUGGUGGAAAACCAGUUUAUUCUGUCCUUUGUUCACCGGUUCCUGGAUUGCCGUGGUGCCACAACCUACUUUGCGUUCUGCUUUCCCUUUUCAUAUGAAGAGAGUCAGGAGAUGCUGGCUGGGCUGGACGAUCGGUUUUCUGACUGCCGACGCAUGUCUCCGGGCAGCCUCCCAGAUUCCAUUUAUUACCACCGAGAGCUGCUGUGCCGCUCACUGGAUAACCAUCGAGUAGAUCUCCUUACCAUCACUUCGUGUCAUGGCAUGAUGGCAGAACGCGAACCCCGGCUGGACAAGCUCUUUCCCGAUAUGUCUUCUCCUCGACCAUACCGCUUUGCUGGGAAAAGGGUGUUCUUCCUGAGUAGCCGCGUUCACCCAGGUGAAACCCCCUCCAGCUUUGUGUUUAAUGGCUUCUUGGAAUUCAUCCUGCGGCAGGACGACCCCCGUGCUAUUAUGCUAAGACGCUUGUUUGUCUUCAAACUUAUCCCCAUGCUGAACCCAGACGGGGUGGUAAGGGGGCAUUACAGAACAGAUACCAGAGGGGUCAAUCUAAACCGCCAAUAUCUUAAUCCGGAAUUUGAUCUUCAUCCAUCAGUUUAUGGAGCAAAAUCUGUCUUGUCCUAUCACCAUAUUCAUAACAGAGUUUUCCCAAACAACCCUGACUGGAAGAACUCUGUCUCUCCAUUGGCCUCCAAUCCCACUCUUAAGCCAAAGACUUUGAAUCAUUCCUUACCAGAUUGCCCAUUACCCUUCCAGGACUCUUUGUCAGAUAUGGAGAAAUCCAACAACCUACUCAACAUUAUGGACAAAGAAGAUCAAUGUAUUACAUACUCUCAGGGCAAAAUACAACCACAGGGGACUACAGAAAUGGUUUCCAACAUGUCCUCUGAUGGUGAUGAUUUUAUCAGGGAAAAGGAAAGGUGGAUUUUGGGGCAGGAUGUGAAGCCGACCAUUGAGGAAGAUCAUUUGCUGCCUGCAGAUUCCGCACCUUUCAUUCCACCUCAGGAGAGUGGAAUCGCCUUCUAUGUGGACUUGCAUGGUCAUGCCUCCAAGCGUGGCUGCUUCAUGUACGGCAACUAUUUUUCAGAUGAGAAUGAUCAGGUAGAGAACAUGUUGUACCCCAAACUGAUCUCACUAAACUCUGCACACUUCGAUUUCAUGGCCUGCAACUUCUCUGAGAAGAAUAUGUAUGCCAAGGACAAGAGAGAUGGGCAGUCUAAGGAAGGGAGUGGGCGCGUUGCCGUACAUAAAACCACAGGGAUAAUUCACAGUUACACAUUGGAAUGCAACUAUAACACCGGCCGCAGUGUCAAUACCAUCCCUGUGGCAUGCCAUGACAAUGGACGCGCAAGUCCACCACCACCUCCAGCCUUUCCACCCAAGUACACUACUGAGAUAUUUGAGCAGGUGGGCAGGGCAGUGGCCAUUGCAGCCCUUGAUGUGUCUGAGAGCAAUCCGUGGCCCAGACUUACUAUGUCUGAGCACAACAGUCUGUCCAACCUCAGGGCUUGGAUGUUGAAGCAUGUACGCAACACCAAAGGUUUUAUCAGUGGGCUUUCCAAGAAAAAGGGCUCAAAGACCCCACCUAAAGCUUGCAGUCUGACUUCAACGUCAUUCUCAGAGAACAGUCUGAUCAGAGCGAGAACAUACAGCAAUGGCACCACCACCACUACCAGCAGUAGCAGCCAGCAGAACUCUCCCCAGAUGAAACCCUCGCCUAGCUUCAGCUUCCUCUGCGGCAGGACCGCCAACACAAGCCAGAGCCCACCCAAGGCCAGCCAUAGUGUUCUGGGCCCCGUGAGAGAAACACGAGCUCAGGAUAAAAGACGUCAGCAUCACCAGUCAUUACUACGUGCUGCAGUCCACAGCCCUACAAAAAACCAGCACCGUACCUGCAACUAUGCUCCCCAUAUCGCUCAUUCAUCAAGUCCUUUGGCUCCAAGAAUCUCAACGAAGCAGAAACCAUCGAACCCUGUACCGAUUACUCUCAGUAUGUCAGGAAGUGGAUUCAGCAAUUUGUCUCUAGCUAAUAAAACCAAGAGUUUAACUGAAGUCAAGAAGGGUUUUCGAGAAGAUGCCUCAAAGCAGCCUACAAGGACUGAGCACGGGGUAACCGUGUUACAGAAUUUACAGAAAAGAAGUAACAGCCAUAUGGACUCUGUCUACUCCAGGUCUGUAGAUAAUUUGGGUCUUCGUCCCAGCAGGAUCCCAGUACGAAGGAAAGGCCCCCUGCUUUCUCCGAGCCUGCUGCGUAUUUCAAAUGAGCAAGACUCCCCCAUUCUCAGAGUGUGGAAGUACAGCGCCGAGCCAACUAUGAAACUGUGCAAUCUCACAGACUUGGCUGGGGUCACCUCCAGCCUCAGCAUGUGUGCAGUGCCUCUUCUCCAAUCUAAUGAGAAGGAGUCUCUUUUUAUCUGUGAACCGACCAAAGAGAUCAAUGACCAGAGCUUUUCAACUGUCUCUUCAGAGGCUGCUCAGCUCUCCACAUAUCAGAGUGUCCUAGCGAUCAGUCAUGGUCCAGCCACUAACUCUGCCUCUCCAUUGUGCUAAUAUAUCAAGAGGCUGGUGGAGCCGACCUUUGGCAUCCUGAUGAUUUUACAGAUGGAGCAAACCUUUUGUAUAGAAUCCCCCCGUCCCCAAUUUUGUACAUGUUUGAUGCCCUUUAACACUUUGUGUGAUAUGGAGAGUUGUUUAAUUGCACUGUGUUGACUCCUGAACAUAUUUGCACUAGGUUUACUGACUGUCAAGGAGCGUAAAACACAAAUCAGCGAUUUUCUUCUGCCCGUUUCGGCACGAUGUAUUAACGCACAUUUUACUGAAAAACAAGAAUGUUUUCUGUAUCCAAGCUUUUUACUCCGUAUUUCACAUAAUUCAGAGUUUAUAGAACAUUAUUGGAAUUCUCUCUAAGCCUAGAAUAUUCUACCUUCCAAAUUCGUUUUUAAAACACUUUUUUUUUUUAUUGGUUUUUAAUCUAACUGGAUUUUUUUUUUAAUAAUCUGACUUUGGUAUGAAGCUAAUUUCUACAGUAUUUUAACACUUGGAUGUAUUGUGUACAGUUGAAUGGUCGUUGCGUGCUUUGUUACCAUUGGUAAAUGUCAUGUAUUUUAAUAAACACUCUUGUAUCUGUACAUUGAUUGGCCCAAUACAGCUUACU